ACUACCGUUGCUAGCAACAACGUGGAUGUUCAAACAUCAAAGACAUGGUUUUUAUUCCCCAAACAAAAGAAAAGAAAAAAGAGAAUAUUAGGAAAUAAAAUCAACACAUGGGUCUCGUUUUGUUUGUCACUAACGCUGUUGUUUCUUGUCCUUAUUCCUACCUGAAAAGCUCUUCAACCUAAUUUGGAAAUCACCCACAAAUUCACCAUCGGCCAUUAUUUCUUUCACUUUCUCUCACAAAGCAAUCUAACAUGGCUGACAAUGGUUCUCCUGAAGAGUUCUUGGCCACUGCAGUUGAUGCAGCUAAGAAAGCCGGCGAGAUAAUCCGUCAAGGGUUUUACCAGACUAAGAAUGUGGAGCAUAAAGGCGAGGUCGAUUUGGUCACUGAGACUGAUAAGGCAUGUGAAGAUCUUGUUUUUAAUCAUCUCAAGCAGCAUUACCCUUCUCACAAGUUCAUUGGGGAAGAAACCACUGCUGCUUGUGGUGCAUCAGAGCUGACUGAUGAGCCUACCUGGAUAGUUGAUCCCCUUGAUGGAACAACUAAUUUUGUUCAUGGGUUCCCUUUUGUGUGUGUCUCCAUUGGUCUUACUAUUGGGAAAGUUCCUACAAUUGGUGUUGUUUACAAUCCAAUAAUGGAUGAGCUCUUCACUGCUGUACUUGGAAAAGGUGCUUUUCUCAACGGGACCCCUAUAAGAGUUUCAUCUCAAACCGAACUUGUGAAGUCUCUACUUGCAACAGAGGUUGGAACAAAACGAGAUAAGUUAACGGUGGAUGUUACUACAAACCGGAUCAAUAGAUUACUUUUCAAGGUGAGAUCACUUCGGAUGAGUGGUUCUUGUGCAUUGAACCUUUGUGGAAUUGCAUGUGGAAGGCUCGAUCUGUUUUACGAACUUGGAUAUGGGGGCCCAUGGGAUGUGGCAGCUGGUGUUUUAAUCGUUAACGAAGCUGGAGGCCUUGUGUAUGAUCCGUUCGGGAAAGAUUUUGAUAUCACAGCUCCGAAAGUCGCUGCUUCAAAUCCAUUCCUGAAAGAUGCAUUUGUCGAGGUUUUGAAGCAGACAGAAUGAAGUUGCAGUUAUGUAUAGUCUGCCAUUAUUUUUUAUGAAUAUGUUGAGUUACUUUUGUUCUUGUGGGGGAGAUUGUUGAGACAUUUAUAUUCUUGGCUUUGGCAAUAGACCAGAUUAUUUUGUAGAAUCCCAUUGAGAUUAUCUUGCAAGGUUGCCAAUAUAAAUCUGUUUUUGCUGAA
This is a messenger RNA of Gossypium raimondii (Peruvian cotton), 1243 nucleotides long. Its product is annotated as inositol monophosphatase 3. The transcript is spliced from 12 exons. The coding region runs from base 252 to 1064 and encodes 270 amino acids. The record is from RefSeq and is a predicted model, not a curated record. Gene Ontology annotation, biological process: phosphatidylinositol phosphate biosynthetic process; inositol metabolic process; signal transduction. Gene Ontology annotation, molecular function: inositol monophosphate 1-phosphatase activity. Lineage: Eukaryota; Viridiplantae; Streptophyta; Magnoliopsida; Malvales; Malvaceae.